Molecule: messenger RNA, 546 nt
Organism: Mauremys reevesii (Reeves's turtle)
Lineage: Eukaryota; Metazoa; Chordata; Testudines; Geoemydidae
Product: leukocyte immunoglobulin-like receptor subfamily A member 3
Exons: 3
Coding region: 130-546 (138 amino acids)
Source: RefSeq, a predicted model, not a curated record
UCGGCUGGGGGGGCAUGGCUGGGGGCUGUCACUGCACUUCCUGUGUUUGUCACUUUUCUGAGCGAAGCAGAGACGGGGCCGGUGGCUGAGCUGAGAACCCAGCUCCCACCCCAGAGCGACCGGCUCCACAUGCCGCUAACUCACCUUCUGCCAGUGCUGGCCUGUCUCCUGACUGUCCCACAGCUGGUCUCACCUGCAGGAUUUCCAGACGUGGCUCCCCGGGCCCCGACACUGUCUGUGAACCCCCACAGACCUGCCUACCUCUCCGGGGAAUCCCUGAGCCUUACCUGCUCCGCGCCCGGAGCGGACCAGGUGGUGCAAUUCCAGCUGUGGAAGGACGAGGCGGCACAGUCCCCCAUGGACAGCCACAGGCAGCGAGUUCACAGCUUCCCUCUGUCACAGCUCAGGGUGCAGGACUCCGGGACAUACACCUGUGUGUACCUCGUACAGCAAUCCAAAGGACAGCGCCAAUCCUGGAGGAGUAACCCCAUCUCCAUCUCUGUCUAUGGUACUGUCAGCACCUGCUCUGGGGCUGCGGCUGUGUGA